Colias croceus (clouded yellow) is the source of this 1962-nucleotide messenger RNA. Its product is annotated as sodium-coupled monocarboxylate transporter 1-like. Gene Ontology annotation, cellular component: membrane. The transcript has 14 exons. Gene Ontology annotation, molecular function: symporter activity. The coding region runs from base 107 to 1921 and encodes 604 amino acids. Gene Ontology annotation, biological process: sodium ion transport; transmembrane transport. Lineage: Eukaryota; Metazoa; Arthropoda; Insecta; Lepidoptera; Pieridae. The record is from RefSeq and is a predicted model, not a curated record.
AUUUUUUCAUUGUAACAGAUUGAAUUUACACACUGGGUUCACUUGCCAUUCGAAUCGUGGAUCCCUCGCUGGAAGAUUAUUAUCCUUGUUUAAAAGAACAUUUAAUAUGGGUGAUACACAGGACAAUGUCGCCGAUAUGGUGUUUAAAAUGCAAAAUUUUUCUUGGGUGGAUUACGUAGUUUUCAUAUUUAUGUUAGCGAUAAGUGCUUUCGUAGGUGUGUACUGGGGCUUUUUCAAAAAGCAGACGACGCAGAACGAUUAUCUUCUUGGCGGAAGGAAUAUGAAAGUGUUGCCCGUAUCCAUGUCUUUAGUAGCCAGCUUUAUUUCUGGAAUAACGUUAUUGGGUUCACCAACAGAAGUGUACAUGUACGGGACGCAAUAUUCUUACAUCAUUAUCGGAAUAUUUCUAAUGUCCAUUUUCAUGACUCAAAUAUACCUUCCUGUGUUUCACGAACUUAAGAUGACUUCAAAUUAUGAGUAUUUAUCAUUGAGGUUUGAUAAUAAAGUACGUCUAUUCGGUUCAAUGCUCUUCGUUUUUGCAAUGAUAGGAUGGUUACCAAUUGUUAUUUAUGUGCCAGCACUGGCUUUUAAUCAAGUGACUGGAGUUAAUAUUCACAUAAUAACGCCAAUUGUGUGCUUAGUUUGUAUAUUUUAUACGAGUGCUGGUGGUCUUCAAGCAGUCGUUUGGACUGACGUUAUUCAAAUAACUGUGAUGGUAGGGGCGAUGGCGUUAGUUGCUAUAAAAGGUACCCUAGAUAUUGGAGGAUUCGGUGUUGUAUGGCAACGGAACAUGGACAGUGGAAGGAUUGAAGCACCCAAUUGGGAUUUCAAUCCCACAGCACGACACACAAUAUGGAAUUUGGUUAUAGGAGGGGUAAUAUAUUGGUUACAAGCAAAUGCAGUUAAUCAAACUAUGGUUCAACGAUAUCUAGCUCUCCCUACGUUACGAGGCGCGAAAUUGUCGGUAUUUCUAUUCUGUAUUGGAAUUUCAAUACUUUACUGUUUCUGUCUGUAUUGUGGAUUGCUGAUUUAUGCUAGAUUUCACGACUGCGAUCCUUUGCAAACAAAGUUAGCGAAGGCAAAGGAUCAACUAUUGCCGCUUCUAGUCAUGGACGUUUUGGGAGACUUUCCCGGACUACCAGGAGUUUUUCUUGCUGGGAUAUUCAGUGCAGCUUUAAGUUCAUUAUCAACGAGCUUGAACUCGAUGUCAGCUGUGGUGCUUGAAGACUUUUAUAAGCCAUUCUUCAAGAGGAAAUUGUCUGACCGUCAGACCAGUUGGUUGCUGAGAGGUGUUGUCAUUUUCAUCGGAGUACUUUGCUUAGGAUUAACAUUUAUAGUUGAGAAAUUGGGAACAAUUCUCCAAUUGACGAUGACAUUGGAAGCAAUAACUAUGGGGCCCCAGCUUGGGGUGUUCACUAUGGGGAUCUUGAUGCCCUGGGUAGAUGGACUGGGAGCGUUAAUAGGAGGAAUGACUGGUUUAGUAUCAAUGGCGUGGUGGUGUCUAUCAGCACAGUUGGCUAUAGCCAGCGGUUACAUCACCCACCCACAUAAGCCACUCAGUGUAGAUGGAUGUCUGUAUAAUCAUACACUGGAAUUCAAUAAUGUGGAUACGGUUGAAAGGGUGGAAGUCAAUCCAAUAUUACAUGUAUCAUACAUGUGGUAUACGCUCUCUGGAUGUGUGAUAACAAUGUGUAUAGGAAUGUUGAUAUCAGGUGUAAGCAAAGCUUUGGGAAAAGCCUACGUCCCGCCCGCGCCUAAACUUCUCGCUCCACAGAUAAGGAAAUUAUUUCGAGACCCACCUCAUCCGAAGGAAGAACCAUUUAUUUGUGCUUAUAAGUGUCCUAAGGACAAGCAGCAGAAAUCUACAUCACUAAACAAGCAGUCUAUUCAAGGAAACGCACAAGACACAAACCGAGACUGAAAUUAUUUAUUUUAUUUAUAAAUAUAUGUUUUCGUAAUUUA